AUGGCGCCUUACGGUACCAGAUCUCGUACUGACCUUUCGCCCGCUCGCGUGCCCUCUGAAGUCCUCGACGACUACGAGGUCACCCCCAAGUACGACAUGUACGGCCUCGAGAAGAUCGAUACUCCGGUCGUAUUCCGUAAAGUUGCUCCGGCAAUUCGCGCCUCAGCUAACGACAACGACACCAAGAUGCAGAUUGACAUUAUGACUGUGGUUCUCGCUCAAACUGGUGGCGAGGCUUCUUCUGCUGCCGAGACAACCACCUUGACUUCGUCGACUGGUUCUUGCGCGUCCUCAAAGGAGAACAAACAGAAUGUUGUUGCUACUGAUGUCGUUCAUGCGAACGAGAAAUCUACCACCACCUUCACUGGCAAGAAAUCUGGCAUCGAUCCUCGUGCCAAGCCGUUCUUCCCUCGUGCCGGUUCUGGUGGUCUUGUUCUUGGUAAUCGUCUUCGUAGUGCUACUGUCAAGAUCACGAAACCUAAUGGCGAGGAAUUGAUCUUGCCCCCUCGUCGCUAUGCAUCUGCUGGUGCUGAGCCUGUUGCUCCCACCGUUGAUCUGCUGAUCAGUCCCUCCUCCAAAGCUGCUGCCGCGCCCAAGGAGAGCCUCGCUGCAGCUACCGCUGAGCUGGAGGAUUCUGAUUUUGACUGGGAUGACAAGCCCGGUAACCAGCCAGCUAAGGAAGCUGAGUCUAGCAACAACAAGGAGUCGGCUCCCGCCGACAAGCCCGUUCGAGGUCUUACGUCUCCGAAAGACUUCAUGAAACAAGUUCGCCUGAUCCACGAGAUGAAGUUGCAGGCAUCCAAGGCCGCUGCGGUGGGACGACCCCGUCGCAUCAUCUUUGGAAAUAUUCCUGAUUGGGCCACCAAGGCCGACAUCCUGCAGCUCGUCCACGGUGGCGCUGUCGAGAACGCUUGGAACGGAGACGGUGAAGUCACUGUUCAGUUCGUGAAUCAGGAGGCCUGCAUUGCGUACUACGAGGCCCAUGGGGGUGGAAUUACUUUGGGCAACGCUGACGAGGAGCUUACCAUCUCCGUUACUAUGCCUGAGGACGGUCAGCCUGACCACCCCGAGCUGCGGGAGCGGGCUUCGAAGGGUGGUUCGCGUGUCGUUUGUCUCUCGGGUCUCCGGCCUGGUUUGAAGGGUAGCAAUGGCGAGGACAUCCUGGGAAUUGUCUCUGCUCCUACCUGGGAAGGCAAGGAAUUCGACCACGUCGUGAUCAGACCGGGCACGCUCGGACUCGACGUUUACGUCUUCUUCUAUGAUCUUCACGUUGGCUGGGACUUCCUGCACAGCAUCCAAGACGGAGACUACGAAUGUGCUGCCAGGUUUGAAGCUGACCCUUGCACUCUGGACAGCUUCCACUUCGUUGACGAGCCGAACCGCAUGUUCACCGUUUACGAUGCGGGCGUCGGCGCCAACUAG
Molecule: messenger RNA, 1422 nt
Organism: Penicillium bovifimosum
Lineage: Eukaryota; Fungi; Ascomycota; Eurotiomycetes; Eurotiales; Aspergillaceae
Exons: 4
Coding region: 1-1422 (473 amino acids)
Source: RefSeq, a predicted model, not a curated record